AUGAGUUCACUCACUUCUUUUGUGAUUGAUCACCUACUCACUCAAAAUCGUAUAACCGAAUAUCCUGAGAACAUUGCAAAAUUAAUUGAUACAGCAGCUUGGAUUCCUCCAACGUGUGGUUUAUCCGCAAUAUUAGUUGGUACCUUAUUUCCAGUAGCCGAUUAUUGGCUUAAAAGGAAACCUCAAGAAUUUCAAAGAGAAUGGAGUAACGUUGUGAGGUGUUUAGGUGGAUUUAUUGGAAUUGCUUAUGCUGCAACGUGUAUUCUAUAUUCAUCAUCAAUAUGUUUUGGUACACUGGGAAGACAAUUGAUGGUCAUACCGGAAGAAUGGUUUGAUGAUGAGAAAGAAUUAAUGUUCAAUAUGGAGAAGUUAAGAUUAUAA
Diversispora eburnea is the source of this 381-nucleotide messenger RNA. Lineage: Eukaryota; Fungi; Glomeromycota; Glomeromycetes; Diversisporales; Diversisporaceae. The record is from the annotation of a GenBank genome assembly.